This is a messenger RNA of Protopolystoma xenopodis, 570 nucleotides long. The record is from the annotation of a GenBank genome assembly. NCBI's taxonomy places the organism in Eukaryota, Metazoa, Platyhelminthes, Monogenea, Polystomatidea, Polystomatidae.
AUGGCCCGCCAGACCCACUUGUAUAUGGCCUCUCGAGUCUUGGCCAUGAGUCCCUCCGGACUGAUGGCCGAGUUGACCAACGGCAUCGACGUCUGUGAUGGUGCCGUGGCUGGCGCUGGUACCGGCGUUGACGUCGGUGUCGAUGCUGGCGUCGGUGUUGGAGUUGGUGUCGGUGUCGACGUUUGCGCUGGCGUGGCAACUGCUGUGGUGAUGCUGGAGGAGGAGGAAGAGGAAGAGGAGGAGGAUGAGGAGGAGGAGGAGGAUGAGGAAGAGGAGGCUGCGGCAGCAACAGCGACGGCGGCUGCGGCAGCGACGAGUGAAUGGACGGCCGGAGUAGCUGUGACCGCGGCGGUGUACGUCGGUGGAGGAGUUGGCGAGGCGAGGCGAUGGCCUCUCUGCGGCGUCUGUUGUUGGGCGCAAGCGGACAAGUGUUGGUUGGCCGAUUUGCUAGUCGACGUAGCAGAAGACACCUUGCUCGGCUUGCCCGUGAGUGCGGCGACCUGGUGGGCCAGGUAUCCGGACGUCGAGGACGUCGAGGGUGGUAUCAGGCCGGGCGAAGUGGACGACGCA